Molecule: messenger RNA, 2609 nt
Organism: Nothobranchius furzeri (turquoise killifish)
Lineage: Eukaryota; Metazoa; Chordata; Actinopteri; Cyprinodontiformes; Nothobranchiidae
Product: matrix remodeling-associated protein 8
Biological process (GO): cell adhesion; cell differentiation
Cellular component (GO): membrane; cell surface
Source: RefSeq, a predicted model, not a curated record
CAGUUUGUCUGAUAGACGAGUCUUCUCAGCACAAAGCAAGCAUGGGUUGGUGUAGGUGAGGAGUGCAGCAGCAGCAAAACUAUGUCAGGAUUAAAUUUCCAUGGCUGAUGGAGGCGGAGCUUGUUGAAGCUCAGGACUACAGGAACACAACUGAACUCUGCUGCUGACUAAACUUCUGAGUCUUUAUGCUUUUCAACAACGGAUAAGUGCAGGCCACCUCUGACGGGCUACAGGCACUGAGAAGAAGACUCGCUUGGAGAUGAAUCUGCUCAAGAUUCUUGCCGUGCUCUUCCUGCCAGGAGCUUGGGGUCAGAGCAGCAGCAGCACUGGCGUGGUGGUGAAGACCAUGAACAUGACUCUCCCUGCUGGUUCCAGGGCUGUCCUGCCUUGUCACAGUUCCCGCAUGGUGUGGACCCGAGACAGGCUGAAGGACCGCAAGAGGGUGGUGCACUGGGACGUGGUCCACAGUAGCCCUGAAUAUUCAGCUGAGCGAGUCCUGGACAUGUCACCUGGAGCCCACCAGAGGGUGUACAAUGGCUUCAACAAGGGGCGCGUUUCCGUCCCAGAUUCUGCCUUCAGUGAUGGAAAUUUCUCCCUCGUCAUCAGCAAUGUGGUUGCAAGUGACAAGGGUGUUUACACGUGUAAUCUACACCAUCACUACUGUCAGAUUCACCAGUCCAUUCAGAUCCAGCUCAAUGUCACCAAGUCAGCUCGUAAAGAGAAACGUUACUGGGAUGGAGAGAAGACUGUGUUUGUGGUCUUGCUGGGAAGCUCGGUGGUGUUGCCUUGUGUGAACCGGCGGCCUCUUUGGAGAGACGGUCUCCAGGAGGACCAGCAGCAGGUGGCUCACUGGGACUUCCAGCCCCCUGGGGUACGUCCUGACAAGGCCGACCGCCUGGUGGACCUCUAUGCUUCUGGAGAGCGAAGGGAUUAUGGACCUCUGUUUGCUCAGAGGAAGAUGAGUGUGGAGGAGGAUGCUUUUACACUAGGGGACUUCUCGCUCUCCAUCUCUGACCUAAAGCCUGUAGAUAAAGGCCUUUACUCUUGCCACCUGCAUCACCACUACUGUGGCCUGCAAGAGAGGCGCAUCUUCAGACUCACGGUGGGACCUCCACUGCCACUCCAACCCACCACGACCUCCAGAACCUUCCUUUAUGAUGAGCUGGAACCAAAGGUUGAAGAGGUUUCACGAAAUAAGGAGAGUCCACGAGUUGUGAACGUGUUCCUGCCUGAACAGAGAGGGUAUUUUGUGCAGCAUCUAGGCUAUUUCUUGGCCAUCAUCCUGCUGCUGGCGGUCAUUGUUGUUGUUGCCAUCAUCAUGUUGACUAGGCGCCGCAAAAGACGAGAGCUGGGGUGCGAGAGUGGGCGGUCUGUUCGGGUCAACGUGAGCAGUGGAGAUGAAAUUGCGUUGGACUGCACCGAGCUGAAUACUUGUAAUCAAGAAUGUUUGAAUUCAGAUUACAAAAACAACCUGCUGAAAGAGAAAGACAUGACCAAAGACUGCAACAGGGAAUUUGAUGGGAAGAUGUGGAAGUGAGUGUGAUGUUUCUGAGAAGCUGCUGGCAGGUCCAGGGCAAAACGCAGAGGACCAAGAAAACUCAAAUCAAAACAGGAAAUCCAGGAGAGGACAAGGGGAAUACUCCCUCUGCUGUAAUCUGAGCACGCGAAGCUUUUCAUCACUAUUUUAUUUUACUUUUUUACAUAGUCACCUUGCAUCUCAUCUACAAAACUCAGUGGUAUUUGAUCAUUAGUUUUUAUGUUCGAUUAUUAUUGUCUUUCUUUUUGUUAUUUGGCAAAAUGCAUAUAGAGAUUCUUAACCGUGCGCGCUUCCAGACCGUUUAUAAUGGAUGACUUUUGGAAUAUUUUCUUCUUACGUUUUGCUGUAACUCACUUUGUAGAUUAUACAUCACUGCAUUAUAAAUGGAUAGAAAUAGACAUAUUUGGAUGUAAACAAAUGCAACAUGUUAUGUUAUAAUCAAGUAAAAUCAUGUAAAGUAUGUUUUAAAGCCCCGUUAAAGUAAUCAGAGCUGACAAAUGAAGCCCAGAACGAAUACACAAUAGUAGAUUACAAUUGUGUAAAAGGAAUAUGUGUAUAUAUAUACUUUUUUUGGACUAAAGGCCCAGUUCUCUAAAUCUCAGGAAAGUAAAUUGAAUUCCUAGACUUUACUCAUUUGUUUGCAUAAAGCAUGUAUAAUGUAAUAUCCUCAUUUUCAAAACACUGAAUUUUUUUUCUGAGAAACCUGCAGCAUUCAUGUAAACUGUGCGUCUGUCCUUCUGUGACACACGGUGAUGACUCUCCGUCUAGAUGAACAAUUACGUUUUCUCCAGCUUGGUGUGUACACUUUACCCUGGGUCUUUUCUGCUAUUUCAUCAAAAAUAUUCUGUUACACACAUUUGGGAUCCGAACGAGCUCGGAAUAAUCUGAAUGUAAGAAGAAAAGGGAAAUGGUAUGACUGGAGGGUUUUAGGAAUGCUCUUAAAAUAUGAAAACAUCAGUUGUGUCUUUUGUUUAUACAGAAUUACCCAUAACAAAUGGACAGUUAUUUUUGUUUUCCAUGAAAUUGUCAUUAGAGCAUGUAGGCUGAAGAUGAAAAUAAAGAAUAAAGCAGG